Molecule: messenger RNA, 564 nt
Organism: Dracunculus medinensis (Guinea worm)
Lineage: Eukaryota; Metazoa; Nematoda; Chromadorea; Rhabditida; Dracunculidae
Source: the annotation of a GenBank genome assembly
AUGGAAUCUAAAAAAAGUGAAGUUCAAAAAACUGAAAAUGAAAAGAUGAUCGAUGAAAACUCUCAAAGGUUGGAUAUGCUUGUUAAUAAGGAAUCGAUGCAACGCCGUAAAACUUUCAAAUAUAAAAUCGAUCAGUUAAAAUAUGAUUGUCAUCGAAUGCAUUCAACUAUAUCAAACACACAUACAAGAUUAACUAAUAAAUGGAGGAAUUUGGCUGAAAGAGAAGAACUUCUUACUCAAAGGUCGUUCCGUCCGAAUGAAUCAGUACAAUUAUUAUUGGACGAUGGUGAACUUUUGCUUAAUGAUCGUAUACAUUCAUCAAAUAAAGCUGUAGAUGAGCUUAUAAACCAUGGUAAUGCCGUAUUAAGUUCGAUUCGCUCUCAGGGAACAAUUUUACGUGAUGCUAAGCGUAAAAUAUUGGACGUCGUCCAACAGUUAGGAUUAUCAUCAACAACGAUAAGAAUGAUCGGACGUCGCGUCAGUGAAGAUUGGGUGAUUUUUACUGUUGGCUGUAUUUUUGUCAUUGUAUUUAUGUUUAUUUUCUAUAGAUUUUGGAGAGGCUAA